Molecule: messenger RNA, 2687 nt
Organism: Carassius auratus (goldfish)
Lineage: Eukaryota; Metazoa; Chordata; Actinopteri; Cypriniformes; Cyprinidae
Product: RUN domain-containing protein 3A
Exons: 12
Coding region: 269-1579 (436 amino acids)
Source: RefSeq, a predicted model, not a curated record
AAUGAAUACAAAACAAGCAUGGCAGUCGCUAACACCUCUCAGUCUUGACUGAAGCCCUCUAGCGGCUGCUUGGGUUCGUUGGAAAGGUCUGCGCGUACGUCCUUCACGCGCAUCCCAGCUUUGUAGGACCCACCUGCAAUAACAUUUCCAGUUAAUUCAUCUUAUGAAUUCGAUCUCAUCGUCGUUUCAUAUGAAGCGCUUCUCCUGCGAGUUUAAAUGAGUGUGAAUCAUCCUAAAAUGCUGUUGCUGAUCCGGGAAUGCUGAGAUCAUGAUGAGGGAGGGGUCCAGUGGGAUGGAGCAGAGUUUCAUGCAGUCCGCGAUGGCUAUGGGUGCACAGUCCAAGAAAGGCUUCUCCAGGAGCAUCGCCGUGGAGAGAAAAAACCUCAUCACAGUUUGUAGGUUUUCAGUGAAGACACUGCUAGAGAAGUACACAGCUGAGCCCAUCGAUGACUCAUCUGAGGAGUUCAUUAACUUCGCUGCUAUUCUGGAACACAUCCUCAGCCAUCGCUUUAAAGGCUCCGGCAGCUGGUUUGAUGGUCAGCGUAGUUUUUGGGACUUCAUCCGUCUGGCCUGCAGUAAAGUGCCCAAUAACUGCAUAAGCAGCAUUGAGAACAUGGAGAACAUCAACUCCUCACGAGCAAAGGGCAGAGCAUGGAUACGAGUUGCACUGAUGGAGAAACGGCUGUCUGAAUACAUCGCCACAGCUUUGCGAGAUAGCCGCACCACCAGAAGGUUCUAUGAUGAAGGUGCCAUAAUGCUCCGAGAAGAAGCAUCUGUUUUGACCGGAAUGCUCAUCGGACUUGGAGCCAUUGACUUUAGCUUCUGUUUGAAAGGGGAGGCUCUGGAUGGGAAGUCUGAGGCUGUUAUUGACUACACUCCAUAUCUGAAAUUCACACAAAGUUAUGAUUAUCUUAGUGACGAUGAGGACGGUCAGAGUGUGGACAGCAGUAACAGUGAUGACAGUGUCGAGCAUCCUUACAUCCCUCUGGUCACCGAUGAGGAGAGCUGGAGGAACAAGUGCCGCAAGAUGGAGCAGAGGUUCAAGAUCGUCAAUGCACAAAAGGGGUACCUUGAGGAGCUGGUAAGGCUGCGGGAAUCUCAGCUGAAGAAUGUGGAGAUGGAGAAUAAAAAACUAACAGCUGGACUGGAAGAACUGAAGCUGCAGAGCCAGAAAGAGAAGAGAGAACUGGAGAACAUCAUACUGGAGCUGCAGGAACAACUGACGAGUCUGAUUCCAGGCGAAUCACAUCCGCUCUCUAAGGAUUUCUCAAUCCCUCUUGUUAACCAAUGGCCAUCUCUCCAAAACUACAACAACCAAGAGGACAGGAAACUGUACCACAGGGGUAGUUUUCCAAGCCCGGAACCACAUAUAAGCUUAACCACAGGUUCUCAGAGGGCAGAAAGGAAACUGAAUGGAAAAGCCUGGUGCACAGCAGAAAAAGAAUACACUCCCUCUAUGUUAGGCCUAUGUGGUUCUCUGUCCUCUUUACCCAGCUGUAAGUCCCUGCCAAGCCUGAGGUCGACUGAGUGCCUGGUAAACAUCAGCGCAGAGCCCAGUCCUGCUCUAACCCCUAGCUAGGGACCACCAAAUGAGACCAGUACAAGCAGAGAGAAACUGCACUGUCAGCUAAGACAUCCAAGGAUAAUGCGGCUCAGCUGCAGCCAGUUACACUAAUUCUCACGAAAGUAUCAUUGAUCAAAUAUAGCUAGAACUCUUUAGUUAUGAUGGGAGAUAUUUUCCACACAGACUUAUCCUGUUAGAGCUUUUCAGAUGAGUGUGUCUCUGAAUGUGUUUGCUGUUCAAACCUUUCUCCUGGCUUGUUGUGGUAACCAGUGAAGGCAAACUGUGGACUAUGCACUGACUGACUUUCAUGUCUCAAAGCCCACAUUCUGUUGCCCUUUAAAAUCUUUUAUGGGAACAUACAUACAAAACACAUACAAACAAAACCAUACAGACACUUACAGUCAGAAAUUUACCAUGAAAAAUGUGUGAAAGAAAGCAUAUUAUAGUUACUAGUUAGUAUUUUAACAUUAUCAUCACUUUAUUUUUUAAAUUCUCACAUUUCAACCAUCUCUCUUCUGCCAAACAACAUGCAAGAACUAAGAAGAUAAACAAGAAGAUGUGUAUGUCUUUACAUUCUGCUGUACAAUUACAGAGGUAAUAAAAUGAAAGACAUUUUCUGAAUAGCUGCCUUAUCCUUCUUUUCUUGCCUCUUGACGUAACUUUGAAGAUGGGAUCACUCUGCACAUGAUGGUAGUAUACUAUUACAAAAUGACAAAAAAAAUGGACCAGUAUAUAUCUGCAUACUGUUGUAUUGUUCUGUAUGUUUGACAUCUAUUUGUCUUCUGUUGUUGCAUCAUUGCAAUAUGUCUGCAAGUGUGUGGACCACUGUCAUUUCAGUAUAUUAGCAGAAGUUUUGAAACCUUGCAUUCAUUUUUAUUGCACUGGUACCAUAUAAAACUGAUAAGCUAGAUUUCCCCCUCCAUUGUCAGUGUAAUUGAAAGUCUAUUUGUUUGAGAAUGUGUGUCUGUGUUGUCUUAGACAGAUGUUUACCCUCAAUUAGCAUUAAAUAACUAAAAUAGCUUUUUUUUUUUAUUCCUUGCCCAUUAUUUUUAUCAUUUAAAAAGCCAUGGGAAACUAUGCUGUUCAUCACUUAAAUCGCAAUAAAACUGCCUUUUUGUCCUAA